AUGUCAGUCGCUCAAACUUUUGGCGUUCUUGCUCUUCUGUCUAUUGUGGUGGCUUCACCUAUACAGAGUCGAAGCUCAAAAUCACAAUCUAUACAAUGGGUCGACUGCCUUGAUAACAUACCUGCACCGAUACAAGAAGCCAACGUCACCCUCCCUUCACCACUUCCUGAUACGUUGAAAUGUGGUUAUCUUACAGUGCCGUUAGAUUACUCCAAGCCAAUCUGCGAGAGUAACAGCCUUAACAUAUCCUUCGCUGCCAAUUUUGUAGACAGUAGCAAUGGCUUACUGUUCUAUAAUCCUGGUGGUCCAGGAGAAGAGGCUCGAUCUUAUGCAUGGGCAUUAGCUGGACUUUCGAUCGAACAAAUAAGCCAUGUCGAUGGAUUACAAGACUUUGAUUUUGUUGCUAUCGAUACCAGAGGUACAUGGAGCAGCAAUGCUUUCAACUGUAGUGCAGCGAAUUUCACCCUUCCCAUCAAUACUCCACUUAGCGAAUCCGAAUAUAGCCUUCUAGGAGAGAACAUUGAAAGUUACAUCAAGGAUUGCGCUAGUACCACUUCUCCCCAGGGUCUUUACGACCAUGUAGGCUCAGAUGCCGUUGCCCAAGAUUACGAGUCUGUCCGUGCCGCCUUAGGUUACGACAAGCUUAAUUACCUUGGGUACUCUUACGGAACUAUAUACGGCCAGGAGUAUCUCAAACGAUUCCCUAACAACGUUGGCAGAUUUAUUUUGGAUGGAGUCGCUUCCUUCUCCCAGUCAAACUUAGACUUCCUAACGGGACAAUCGAAUGACUUUAAUCGGUUGCUUGAAAGAGCCGAAGCUUAUUGUCAAUAUAACUCCACCGCAUGUCCUUUAGCUUCACUCGGAAACGGUUCAGUCACUGCUACAUGGGAGCAAGUUAUCAAGCAAUACUCUGACCCUGCCGCUUCCAAUGGUACUGUAUCCAGCGGAGAUAUUGCAGCUCUUACCAGUGUGGGACUUUUCAGCGGUACACCUAGAUUCUUGUCCUUCAUUGGUGCCAUUGCUCUUGCUGCUACCGGAAAUGUCACCGCUUUCCAAUACGAAGGGACCGAAUUCGCAGCAGCUUUCACCGAUAGCUCCCUUGCUGUCAGCUCACCGACCCUUUGUGCGGAUUUCCAGAUCGAUGAUGCAUCUUACGAAGGAUACAAGUCUCUCAUAGAGAAUGCGAAGUCUGGUGAUAAGUACGGAGCCAGCUACGGGAUAUUCGAUACGCUUGCUGCUGUCUGUGCUUUCUGGCCGUCUACUGCCGCAGCUGAUCUCAAAUCACGAUACAAUACGGUCACAGAUAAAGAAUAUCUCAUUGUCAGCUCCGAUUAUGACUUAAACACUCCUGCUGAAUUUUCAGAUAUCGUCAUGACUUAUUCUCCUCAUGCGACACACAUCGCAAGACACGGAGAUGAUCACGGUUCCUUUUACGUACCAGGUCCUGUUCGUGAUGCCAUGCUGGAUUAUCUUUAUAACGGAACCAUACCUAAACCGACACAACAAGAUAUAUACUCGGUUUACGGUCCUGGGCAAAACAAAUCUGUCAUCGCAAAUCCCUACAUUGCUCCCAUUGGUGCUGUAGCUGGAGAUAUCACCGAAUGA
Molecule: messenger RNA, 1605 nt
Organism: Kwoniella shivajii
Lineage: Eukaryota; Fungi; Basidiomycota; Tremellomycetes; Tremellales; Cryptococcaceae
Exons: 9
Coding region: 1-1605 (534 amino acids)
Source: RefSeq, a predicted model, not a curated record